This is a messenger RNA of Solanum verrucosum, 1577 nucleotides long. Its product is annotated as probable alpha-amylase 2. Gene Ontology annotation, biological process: carbohydrate metabolic process. The record is from RefSeq and is a predicted model, not a curated record. Gene Ontology annotation, molecular function: calcium ion binding; alpha-amylase activity. Lineage: Eukaryota; Viridiplantae; Streptophyta; Magnoliopsida; Solanales; Solanaceae. Bases 163 to 1386 code for a protein of 407 amino acids. The transcript has 12 exons.
GUAUUUCUGGUUUAUGUGGUGAUCGAAUUUUCAAUUUUUUUACUGAGUAUCUAGGUUGAGGAACGUAAUUUCAAGCUGCGAUCGGCUUUUUCCCCUGAACGAGCAAACACAGGUUGUGGGUUCGAGUUAGCAAGGGACGUCUAAUCUCAACUACAAUCCAUUAUGGGGCUUGAUGAAAGUCAGCAGUCUGAUCCAUUGGUUGUGAUACGCAAUGGAAAGGAGAUCAUAUUGCAGGCAUUCGACUGGGAAUCUCAUAAACAUGAUUGGUGGAUAAAUUUAGAUACGAAAGUUCCUGAUAUUGCAAAGUCUGGUUUCACAACUGCUUGGCUGCCUCCGGUGUGUCAGUCAUUGGCUCCUGAAGGUUACCUUCCACAGAACCUUUAUUCUCUCAAUUCUAAAUAUGGUUCUGAGGAUCUCUUAAAAGCUUUACUUAAUAAGAUGAAGCAGUACAAAGUUAGAGCGAUGGCGGACAUAGUCAUUAACCAUCGUGUUGGGACUACUCAAGGGCAUGGCGGAAUGUACAACCGCUAUGAUGGAAUUCCUAUGUCUUGGGAUGAACAUGCUAUUACAUCUUGCACUGGUGGAAGGGGUAACAAAAGCACUGGAGACAACUUUAAUGGAGUUCCAAAUAUAGAUCAUACACAAUCCUUUGUCCGGAAAGAUCUCAUUGACUGGAUGCGGUGGCUAAGAUCCUCUGUUGGCUUCCAAGAUUUUCGUUUUGAUUUUGCCAAAGGUUAUGCUUCGAAGUAUGUAAAGGAAUAUAUCGAGGGAGCUGAGCCAAUAUUUGCAGUUGGAGAAUACUGGGACACUUGCAAUUACAAGGGCAGCAAUUUGGAUUACAACCAAGAUAGUCACAGGCAAAGAAUCAUCAAUUGGAUUGAUGGCGCGGGACAACUUUCGACUGCAUUCGAUUUUACAACAAAAGCAGUCCUUCAGGAAGCAGUCAAAGGAGAAUUCUGGCGUUUGCGUGACUCUAAGGGGAAGCCACCAGGAGUUUUAGGAUUGUGGCCUUCAAGGGCUGUCACUUUUAUUGAUAAUCACGACACUGGAUCAACUCAGGCGCAUUGGCCUUUCCCUUCACGUCAUGUUAUGGAGGGCUAUGCAUACAUUCUUACACACCCAGGGAUACCAUCAGUUUUCUAUGACCAUUUCUACGAAUGGGAUAAUUCCAUGCAUGACCAAAUUGUAAAGCUGAUUGCUAUUCGGAGGAAUCAAGGCAUACACAGCCGUUCAUCUAUAAGGAUUCUUGAGGCACAGCCAAACUUAUACGCUGCAACCAUUGAUGAAAAGGUUAGCAUGAAGAUUGGGGACGGAUCAUGGUGCCCUGCUGGGAAAGAGUGGACCCUCGUGACCAGUGGCCAUCGCUAUGCAGUCUGGCAGAAGUAAUCUUGCAGCUAUUCCGUUACUUAAUAUAUUAGUCGAAAUAUAUAUGUUUUAAACCCGAGCACCUACUUCUAAUACUAGAUCCGCCUCUACAGGCUUGGAUGGAGUGAUGAGUUUUUUUUUCCUGUUCAUUAGACAUUGCAACAUGGGAUGUAGUUUUGGUAAUAAAAGUGUUCUUGAUCAAUGCAAUGUAA